GUUUUAUGUGACCUGGCAACAGGCAAGCAAACACUCAAGCAAACCUUUUCACUUGUAUCAAAUAAAUAAAUACACAGCAAGUUAAUUUUUGUAGAGCUUAAGCUAUAUAAAAUGGAUACUACGCAGGAAUCAGAUCUUCUGGGCGAAGAGGAGUUGGAAAAUGAGAACGACAUAUCCUUCCCCCGUGAUAUCGUCAGUGUAGAGCACUCCUUUGGCUACGAUUGUAAGAAACUGUUUAAUUUGGUCCUUGUGGAUUCAGACACUCUAGUUUUUGCCUCGGGAAACUUCCUCAAUUACUUUAGUAUUACGCGCCAGGAGAUUUCCUUUCAGGAAACGGUCUACGGCUGCGGAGUUGGAUUUGUUACGAAAAACGAGCAUCCCAAGUACACCAACCUCUUUACGGUGGGCGAGAACGGAGCUCGCCCCACUGUUUUUAUCUACGAGUACCCAUCGCUUAAUGUCCGUGUAAAGCUUCUGAAUGCAGCCCAGAAUUGUUUUACGGCGGGCUCUUAUAAUAAGACCGGGGAAUUGUUUGCCUCGCAGGCUGGCUAUCCGGAUUUCAUCAUAACUAUUUGGCUCUGGGAGAAGGCAGAGGUCGUCCUGCGUGCCAAGUCCUUCCAGAGCGACAUUCUGUUCGUGCACUUUUCGGAGCACAAUCCCAUUCUCCUCUGCUCUUCGGGUCUUAGCCACAUCAAGUUCUGGAAGAUGGCCAACACCUUCACCGGCCUGAAGCUGAAAGGAGAUCUGGGACGCUUUGGCAAGACAGACUUCAGUGAUAUCUAUGCCAUGUACAUGUUGCAAGAUGAGAAUGUGAUCUCAGGCAGCGAUUGGGGCAACAUGCUGCUUUGGCAGGCGGGGCUCAUAAAGUUCGAGAUCUGUCGGAAAGGUCGAAAACCGUGCCAUACAAAACCCAUUACAAGGAUAACCAUGAAGAAUGGUGAAGUGACCACUGUUGGAAUGGACGGUUAUGUGCGCGUUUGGUACUGGGAAACGGUAGACUUGGCCGAUCCCCCAGAGGACGAUUUGUUUGUGGAGAUCGAUCCGAUCUACGAGUUCAAGAUUGCCGACGUGGAGCUCCGUUCCAUGCAGAAAAUCCAUCCUUUUGAUGAGUCGGAUUUCACCUACUACGCCCAAGAUGGAAAUGGAGGUAUUUGGUUCUGCGACAUUAACACUUACGAUGUCCCUCAAAAACCGAAAAAGCUCUACUCCUGCAUUGGCGGUAAGGUACUGUCAGCCCAGAUGUCCCCAGUGUCGCCCCAUUUCCUUUGCAUGUCGGAGAGUGGAAAGCUGUUUCUUUACCAAUACGAUGAUCAGCGCCUGAUCCUGGAGAAACAGUUCCCGGCGGAGGGAGUCGAUGUGAUCUGGUUGGAUACGAAUAUCUCGGUAAAGGGAACCGAAUUAGUGGCAGCGUUCAAGGAUGGUGUUCUGCGGCAGUUGUAUCUGGACCUAAGCAACCCAGAAAGACCAAAGAUGACUCGCGUGAGAGCCUUCAAGGCGCACACAUCCCCGAUUACUGGACUCACUGUAAACCGGAACAGUUCUAUACUCCUUACAGGUAGCGCUGACAAGAGCAUAUUCAUCUACCAAUUGAGCCAGGAUAAAAAUCAGAUGGUAGACAUGCGUCCGCUGGGAUUUAUCCAGUUUGCAGCUAUUCCGAACUGCUUCUACUGGAGCGAGACGGAGCCCACCGUGGUCCUGGUGGGUUGCAAGAGUGGUGAUCUGUACGAGUAUAAUAUCCGCACAGAGGUCACCGAUCAGGAGACUUACCUGUCCUAUAACAUAACUGAAAACUCGCGCAUGCGUUACACAAAGUUCGCUUCCAUUAAAAGCCGCAUCCGAAGGGACAUCAAUCGGGAGAACGCGAAGAAGCGCAAGGAACGCAAGCGAGAGCGCAAGAUGAACGAGGUCGAGAAAUUGAAGAAGGCCAAUCCCGGUCUGCAGAUCGACAUGGAGUCAGCGCUGGCGGACUCGGAACCGGAUGAAGAGGAGGAGCCGCUUCACAUCCCCGUCGUGCCCAACGCAAUCAUCUGGCUGCGGUACACCGUCAGAGAUACAAUUUGGGUGUCCAUGGCGGGCUAUGAUGCGGGAUAUAUCUAUGAGCUGGAGUUCAAUGCGGCGGAGCCCACUCAAGCCACCAUCAUUGCGGAGGCGGAUGAUAUCGAGAUACACUCGUAUUGCAUAAUUGAUGACUUCAUCAUCUUUGGUCUCCACAAUGGACGGAUUCGAAUCAAUCGCAUCAAUCCGGACAAUUUUACGGACCUCUCCGAGUUCCGCAUCUAUCCGAUGCACGACGGCCUGAAAGGCACCAUUCCCAAAAUCGAUAUUAGUUACAGUGGUGAGCACUUACUCACUGUUGGCUACGAUGGAAACGUGUUCCUACACAAGUGGAACGGUCCGAAAAUCGUUAGGAACAAGAAGAGGGAUAUACUGCCGCCCCUGCCGGAGGGAGUAAGCCAGAUUCCGGACAUAGAGGCGGAGGCUACAUCCCUGGAGCAGGAUAAAAUCAACGCGGAGCUGCGACGCCAACAGGAAGCAGCCGAUGCACAUGAUCGUGAUGUGCUCAAUAAAAUCGGAGUACUCCAGAACGUCUACUUCGACAUUAUCAAGAUCAAUGAGGAGCUACCGGCGGGCCUGAGGGCCAAGGAUACCGACUUGCUUCUGGACGAUCGCAUCACCCGACAAAUUCGAAAUGAGCUGCAGGCGGAGUUGGAUGAUGUUCGAGAGGAUCUGGCCUACGACUUGGAAUUUGCCCAGGUGGGACACUCGAAGCUGUACAAUCACUUCCUCAAGCAGCUCGUCCAAGUCCCCUUCACAGUCAAUCCAUUGCGUGCCAAAGUGCCGGGUGUGUCCACAUUCCGCCUACAGGCUCUGGGAGAAGAGCACGCGCAGAUUAAGCAGGAUAUCGAGGAGCGUCUGAAACGGGAGCAUGACAUGGGCCUUUACACGGAGGAUCGAGUACCAGAACAACCGGAAGUACUGCAUGAUAUUGUGGUUCCCGAGACAUCGGAAGAAUCCAUUGGGGAGCCCCCGCCCGAGUCGUUCUUCUUUGGACGGGAUCCGAAGAGCAUCGAACCGCGCUUCAGCAAGAAAAUGAUGCGACUCCUGAACCGCUACCGAAAACGUCAGUUCUACGAGGUGCGCCGCAUCUUCGACUGGGACAAGCUGGAGCGGCAGAAGCCGGACCCCAAUCGUAACCAUCCCGAUGACGAUGCCCAGAUCGAGGAUGCCAAACGCAACUUGGGUGACUUUAAGCUAAAAAUCGGAUCGGACUAUGAGCCGAAGUCAUCGGAAACCUUGACCCAGAAGUACAUAGAGAUCGUUGAGUGCCGCGAACAAUACUUUGCUAUGGUGGACUCCUUCAACCAGAUGGUGAUGGAGCUGCGCGAACGCAAGGGUGAGCUGGACCAGUUCAUAAGCGCCAAGAGGAAACGCCUUGAAGUGAUUCAUAACUAUCUGCCCGAGCCGGACCGUCAGCCCUUGGAACCGAUUCAGGAAACGGACAUGGACUUGGAGUACCCAGAACUUAAUCUCUGCGAGCACUAUACGCCCGGCUGUGGUGUAGAGAUUGACGAUAUCCUAACCCUGGAGGACAGUGCAGAACAGGUGAUAUCCAGGCUAGCUCCAAUAAGAUCCGCUGGCAACGUAAGCCUUUUCAGUAUGCACGGCUUGGAUGUACCCGAGCUUCACGAGAAUGCCGCUUUCACGAUGCUCCAGAUCUCGAAGCUGACCAGAAGUCUUCCCAAUGCAGAGCUGACCGAGGAGCUGCUAAAGCUGCCGCCUAGGAGUGAUCCGGCCUACUUCGAGUUGAAUGAUGAUGGCCAGACGCCCUACAUGAUGGAGACCCGUCAUCGAUGGCUUCGUCAUUUACUUGUGGAACAGGAUGCCAUACGGACAGAAGUGGACGAGGAAGUGCGGCAGUUUGAUAAAGCACUGGAAAAGCUGCAGGUACGACGCUUCCACGUCAAACUGGACGCCGAGUUUAUGACUUCAUUCAUGAACAGCCUAAAUCAGGAGCUCUACAUCCUACGCGACAGCGAGGAGAUAGAGACGCAGCUGCUUCUAAACGCCAAGACGGCGAUGAGCACCCGGAAUGACCUACAGAUGGUUAUCAAUAGCACCAACAGGCAGUUGGAUGAGCUGAGGCGCAACAUCGACAAGCUGGGCGAGCAAAUCGUAGCCCUGCAGGUACUCUUCGCGACCACCGUUAAGGGUCACAAGUUUUUCGACUUCCUGCGACGCAUCUUCAAGAAGAAGUGGCGUCCACCGAAGGUAUCCAGAGGGGAGGACGAGAGCUCCUCUUCCUCCUCCUCAUCUUCGUCAUCCAGCGAGGACGAACAGGCCGAUAACAAGAGUUUGGACUCACUGGACAUGACCACUAUCCGAUUGGACGAAGCCACCUGCCCCACCGGCCUGGAUCGAUCGCUAUACGACUUGGCCUUCUCCAUGCGCGCCGACCGCCACGAACUGGAGCGAAAUGUACGGGAUCUGAUACGCGAAGUGGAGAACAAACGCAAAGAAAUCGCCGAGAUGCAAAUCAAGAUGAAGUUUCACGAGGAAGUGUACCAACGCGAGAAGAAUGCCCUGUUGCAAUUCCGGCGUAAUCGACAGCAGGAAGUGAACAAGGUAAACAUCAGCGCCAUCCUGCGUAUGGACCAACUGCAGCAUUUCUAUGACGGCGACGACUACCGCGACCUGUCCAAAGCCAUUCUCUUCGACGCCGACAUGCUAGUGGACCUGCGUCGCCGGGCGGAUCAACUAAGUGAGGAGACACAGGCGACCAAGCGCUGGCACCGAAUAAACUUCAUUCACUUGAGACGUAUGAACACGGACAUAAAAUUCAUGCGAUUCGAGAUAACGCGGCUCGAAGAGGAGAUUCGCCAGGCAAUGAUGAAGAAGUUCGGCAUUAUUGUCAAUCUGGAUGAGUUGGAGGAGGAGGUCCUGAGGCGUUACAUUUUUGAUCUGGAAACCAAUGCCGAGGAUGAGCUUAUGGCUCUCGAAAAGGAGCUUUUGGAGAAAGAGAAAGAACUCUCUCGCUGCGAGGAGGAACUGGUCCUGGAGACCCAGAAUAACACCGAGAAGGUUAACAUAAUGACCGUGCUCCGUGAAGAGAACAAUUUCCUUCGCACUUUGUUGGACAUUCAGAACAAAAACUACGCCAAGUGGAGCAAUCCAAAUGUACUGAAUCUGUCCUACGAUAUUGAGAAGCUGAGGGGCAUUGAAAAAUCAUUGCUGGACCAGAUUGAAUGCCUGGAGCGGGAAAUUUGUGCCCUGAGGCUGAAGUCCAAGCCGCUGCAAAUCAAUUACGAGUUCGAGUUGGAUCCCAAUGCACAGCCACAGGUUGUGGCCAGUGAAAUAAUGCCCAAUGACGAUGCAAUGGUAUGUCCCGCAAUCCUCACUGUGGAUGCAUACAUGCUGCCACCCAUGCCCGACGAGUUUAUCAUGGAUCGCGUACAGACCAUUGUCCAGAAGAGUUUCAAUCGCUUCUUUGGAAAGAACACCACUCCGGAGAAUGUGCGCAAGUUUGCCCAGCGUUCCUCGCUUUAUUUGUGCCAGGCCGCCUACAGUUUCCAGGGUCGCUACACGGAUCGCAUAGCCGAGUGCAUAACGGAGCAUCUGCAGACGAUUGUGCCAAAGAAGUACUUCAUACACAUCAGCGGCGAGGAGCUUCGCAAGCUAUUCAAUGAGGUUGUGGCUGUGUUCGACUACGAGCGCUCUGAUGUGAAUACCGAGGAGCUGAUCUCUGGAAUUUUCGAUCACGCCAAGGACUCGCUGUGCGCUCGUAUCCAUCUGGGCGAUUCCGAAGUUGUGAACCGCACCCACUUCAUCGUUGCUCACAUGUUCAAGGAGCUGAUUGAGGUUCUGCCGCUGGAGGACUUUCAGUCCGACGAGACCCUUCGCAUGAUUGUGGACGUUCUGGAGCGUGAACCGAUGGUGGAUCCUCGAGCCAUCGGCGUGGAGCAGUUGAUCCAAAGCACGCUCCAGCACGCCCAGGAGAAUCUAAUCGAUGGGAUUACAGCGGUUCCCGUUCGCAGCCUGGGCAGCUCUAUUCAAAGAGACCUGAUAAAAAGGCGCCAGUAUAAGCAGCCCAGUUGCGAAUCGCCAAUGUCGGUGCGGAUAGCCACGAAAAAGCCAGGAACCAGCAGUGGGCUGCCUUUCUAAACUUGCAUAGGA
Molecule: messenger RNA, 6171 nt
Organism: Drosophila erecta
Lineage: Eukaryota; Metazoa; Arthropoda; Insecta; Diptera; Drosophilidae
Product: cilia- and flagella-associated protein 44
Exons: 12
Coding region: 112-6159 (2015 amino acids)
Molecular function (GO): protein binding
Source: RefSeq, a predicted model, not a curated record